ACAUUGAUGAAUAUUUUUAUCAGCUGCUAGCUGCAUGUCAUUAAGUUUGCCAUGUAUAAUUAGCUGUGGUAGUGAAGAUAUUUUCUUAAUUAGCUUCGAGAUAUGGCUAUGACAAGUCACGAGUCUCUGAGUUUAUCUCACAGUAACAAUGGAAGCCAACAUGAUCUAGAGGCAAGUGUAGAUGAUAACUCAAUGCAAUCAAAUAAAUUCUGGUCCCGUUAUUUCACAAUCUUCAAUACAUCAAAAUCUGCUGUUUCACCAAUCCAACAACAAUUCUUACAUCCUCUUCCAAUUGAUGCGAUUGACAUCAAACAAGAGAAGGACUCGACGGACUCAGCAGUGAUGUUGCCACAAAUAUUGGAUCAUAUAUCAUGUUUUGUACAUCUAUCAGUUUUUGGGAUUCUUGGGGUUUUAUCAAGAUACUUGCUACGCAAACUUUUUGGGCCUAGCCUUACUGGUGUAACAAGUGAUAGCUAUCCUUUAUAUCUUGACCUUCCUUGCAAUAUGGUUGGACCUUUCUUGAUGGGAUGGUUGGGUGUGGUAUUCAGAAGAGAGAUUGGGAAUGUGUCUGAUGAUUUGGGCGUGGGAUUAACAAUUGGAUACCUGGGAAGUCUCUCAUCUUUCAGUGGUUGGAAUCAGAAAAUGCUUAUUCUCAUUGUUAAUGAUCAUUUGGUGUUUGCCGCAGUUGGCUAUCUCAUAGGUUUCUUUCUAUCGGCAUAUUCUAUAAAAUUUGGGAUUGGGACUGCUAAAUGUUUCAAGUCACUUCUCAAACUAUCAAAUGAAACUGAAACUGAAACCAACAACAAGAGCAGAGUGGUCAGCUCCAAGCGUCAAUUGGCAGCUAUGGUUCUAUUUCUAGCCAUUUUAUGGUGUGCAAGUGGAAUUAUGCUCAACAAGGGGUUAAGCAGCGGCAGCAGUGAGUCCCAAUUAUGGGUGGCUUGCUUGGUUGCAGCUCCAGGUGUGUGGAUCAGGUGGGCCUUGGCUCGAUUUAACGGACGGGGUUUCGGAAAAACAAAGUCUCUCAAUUGGCUCCCUUAUGGUACUCUAAUUGCCAAUCUUUCUUCUGUUUGUGUCAUGGCAGCGCUUGCCGUCUUAAAAAAACAGGUACAAGGGAAGACAUGCGAUGACAUAAUAACAGGCAUUCAAUUGGGAUUUUUAGGAUGUCUGAGUAGUGUUUCGGCAUUAAUCGCAGAGUACAAUGAAAUGGAAGAAAGUAAUAAAAUUUGGAGAGCUUAUGCUUAUGCUCUAACUACACUGCUCCUCUCUUUUGCCUUGGGAAUUCUCAUAUACUGCAUUCCCAUUUGGACAAUGUAGUCUAGUUUGCAAUUAUCAUUUUUGGUCUAAAUUUAGACAAUUUGUUUUUGGAAUAAUAUUUAUAUAAUCUACUUUAUUAUUUUAUUUGAA
Molecule: messenger RNA, 1404 nt
Organism: Mercurialis annua (annual mercury)
Lineage: Eukaryota; Viridiplantae; Streptophyta; Magnoliopsida; Malpighiales; Euphorbiaceae
Exons: 6
Coding region: 103-1314 (403 amino acids)
Biological process (GO): fluoride transmembrane transport
Cellular component (GO): membrane
Molecular function (GO): fluoride transmembrane transporter activity
Source: RefSeq, a predicted model, not a curated record